This is a messenger RNA of Cornus florida, 1628 nucleotides long. RefSeq names its product protein SUPPRESSOR OF FRI 4-like. Gene Ontology annotation, cellular component: nucleus. The transcript has 7 exons. NCBI's taxonomy places the organism in Eukaryota, Viridiplantae, Streptophyta, Magnoliopsida, Cornales, Cornaceae. Gene Ontology annotation, molecular function: DNA binding. Bases 202 to 1314 code for a protein of 370 amino acids. The record is from RefSeq and is a predicted model, not a curated record.
UCCGCAAACCACAAGCGGCGAGUACUAUACAAUGAGUCAAUUUUAAGUUUAACCUAAAACCCCCCAAUAUUUUUUUGGAAGAGGACCUUCUUGUGACAGAAAAAGCCCUAACAUGUCGUCUCGGUGACCGAAGAAACAGAAUCAAGGGAAAGGAAGUGAAACCCUAGUUUUGUAGAUUCGCGAGAGAGUGGGAAAGAGAGAAUGGGGAAGAAGAAGAAGAGAGCGUCAUCGAAGGUGUGGUGCUAUUACUGCGACAGAGAGUUCGACGACGAGAAGAUAUUGGUGCAACACCAGAAAGCCAAGCACUUCAAGUGCCAUGUCUGUCACAAGAAGCUCUCCACCGCCGGUGGCAUGGCUAUCCACGUCCUCCAGGUUCACAAAGAGACCGUCGCCAAGGUGCCAAAUGCAAAACCUGGUAGAGAAUCAACAGAAAUUGAAAUAUAUGGAAUGCAAGGAAUACCAGCUGACGUCAUGGCAUCUCAUUAUGGAGAGGAAGAUGAGGAUGCCCCAUCAAAAUUGGCCAAAGUGGAGACACCUUCCUCCCAACUUCUUGGUGGUGUGGCACCAGGAUCAUUAGGCAUGUUUCCUCCUCAAUCAACUUUAGGCAUUACGCGGCCAAUUUAUAAUCCUGCGUUACCAAUGCCUCCUGCUGGUUGGCCAGUUCCUCCUCGUCCCCAACAUUGGUUCCCACAUCAACCAGUUGCUUCAAUUCCUCCUCCCAUGCCACUUGGUCUGCCACAACAGCCUUUAUUUCCAGUACAGAAUAUGAGACCUCUUACACCAUCUACUGCAUCACCUGCCCUUCAACCAUCCUUGCCAAUCGCUCCUCCAGGACUGCCCUCGUCUACACCUUCUGUUCCUAUAUCUCAACCAUUGUUCCCUGUCGUUGCUAAUAAUAGUAUACCUAGUCAAAAUUCACCAUUUUCGGCCCCUAUGCUUUCUACAAGUAUUCCAUUAAGCAGUCCAGCGGAACUCAGAAGCCCAAUUGACCUCCAUACCAACAACACUUCUGUGACAAGUAGCUACCACAACCCAAGCAUUCAAGGCAAUUCACAUUCUUAUGCCUCUGGCCCAAAUACUGGUGGUCCUUCAAUUGGGCCGCCUCCUGUAAUUGCAAACAAAGCUCCUGCUACCCAACCAGCCACAAAUGAGGUUUAUUUGGUUUGGGAUGAUGAGGCUAUGUCCAUGGAGGAAAGAAGAAUGUCCUUGCCAAAGUAUCAGGUGCAUGAUGAAACUAGCCAGAUGAGCUCAAUUGAUGCAGCCAUUGACAGAAGGAUAUCGGAAAGCAGGCUUGCUGGUCGAAUGCCCUUUUAAAUUAGCUGGCACCGUGUUGGCAUGACUUGGACGUCUCUUUGGAUCCGAAAGCAAACAUUGUGGAAUUUAUUGACUUGAAUGGCAAGUCCUGGUCUUCAUCUUGUUAUACUGGAGUUCUAGUCUCAUUGUUUAGAUUGAUGUGUUGUAUUUUUUGGAAGAGAAGACAUAGCACGAGCCAUUCUUCUAACCAUAAGUUGAGGGAUAAACGUUUAAUUAAAUUUUAGACCCAGUCAGCAUUUAAUACUAUUUCGAGUUUUAGGUUUUUUUGUAAGUCCUUUUUCAAUUAUGGGGAUAUAUUGACAUUUCGUUGAUCA